Molecule: messenger RNA, 2382 nt
Organism: Cryptomeria japonica (Japanese cedar)
Lineage: Eukaryota; Viridiplantae; Streptophyta; Pinopsida; Cupressales; Cupressaceae
Exons: 2
Coding region: 1-2382 (793 amino acids)
Source: RefSeq, a predicted model, not a curated record
AUGAGGGUUGGUACUCUCAGUUCUGAGAUUAAUAGGGGUAAUAUUAAGCUUCUUCCUAAGGAUGGAGAUAAGACUUUUAUUAGGAAUUGGAGGCCUAUUACCCUCCUUAAUGUGUCUUAUAAAAUUUUGGCUAAAAUUCUUGCUAUUAGAUUGGUGCACAUUCUCCCUAAAAUUGUUAGUGCUACUCAAACGGGCUUCAUUAAAGGCAGGUAUAUAUUAGAGAAUCUUAUUACUACCUGGGAAGCCAUGGAUUGGGCUAAAUGCUCUCAUCAAAACGUGGCUCUUCUGCUUCUUGACUUCGAAAAAUCUUACGAUAGGGUCGAGUGGAAUUUUAUCAUUAUGAUGCUCCAAUCUUUUGGCUUUCCUCCCUAUUUCUGCAAUGCUGUUCAAAUUCUCCUCAGCGAUGCUUUUGCACAAGUUGAAGUUAAUGGUUCUCUUUCUAAACCUUUCCCCCUUGGGCAUUCCAUCAGGCAAGGAUGCCCGUUGGCUCCUGCUCUUUUUGUCAUUUCUGCUGAAGCUUUGUAUUAUAUCCUUAGGGAUAGCACUCUGUCCCCUGAAGUUAGAGGGGUUUACCUUCCUAACAAUGAUGAGCUUAUAAAUAGCCAAUUUGCUGAUGAUACUACUCUUUUCUUUGAGAUCUCUGAUAGCAAUUUCUUGAAUCUACAAACUAAGCUGAACAUGUUUUGCACCAUUUCUGGUGCUCGUAUUUCUCAGGCUAAGUCUAUUUGUUUGGGGUGGGAUGAUCAACCUCCGGAUUGGUUAUCUCAAUAUAUUUAUCAAUGGGGAGGUCCUAAUAAGAUUGUUAGGUAUCUCGGUAUACCCUACUCGGUUGAUCCUUCUCUUAAAGACAUGUGGGAUUGGGUUAAGGCUAAGAUUAUGAAUAAACUCAAUAAAUGGCAUAAUAGAUCUUUGUCUCUUGCUGGGAGAAUUCAAGUUUGCCAAAAGCUGUUAUCUUCAUAUAAUAUUUAUUAUUCAUCAACGUGGAUGUUUAGCAAUUAUCAAAUUCUUGAAAUUCAAAAGGCUAUUAGAAUGUUUCUCUGGUCUGAUGGCAAAGGUAAUAGGAAAUUUCAUAGUGUUAAUUGGAAAUGGUGUCAUACGGAUAAGACCCUGGGAGGGCUAGGGCUUAAAGAUCUUCAGCUUCAAGGCAUUUCUCUUGCCGCCAAGUGGAUUUUUCACUCUCUGGAGGGUUCUGUCAUCUUCAAAUCCAUUUGGCAUGCCUGGGAGCAUGUCCGGGUUUUUAUUACCAAUAAGGAGUUCUAUAAUGAUAAUUAUCUCCAUGGUGAAAGGUCCAUUUGGUGGAACUUGAGCAUAAAUGAUAAGCCUCAAGCCCUCUACCAAGGUUGCUCUGCUAAGUCUUGGGCUAGAUCUGGUAUCACUCAAUUUGUUGAUAUUUUUGGACAUGAUAAGCUUAUUCCUAGGGAUGAUCUUAAAUGCAAAUUUAAUUUACCUGAUACUCAAAAGAAGACUUAUAAUUUGAUUUUAUAUGCUUCUAAAGAUAUCCCUGCCACUUGUCAGGUGGACUCUCAAAGACACCUGAAGUGCAAGUGGCCGGAUGGUAUAGUUUUAGACAAGCUGAAAGCUAAGUAUAUUUACAGAAUUAUUGAUCAUAAUGAAGAUAUCCUUAUGCAUAUUAACAAUGUUUGGUAUUGUUCUUUUGAUGGUAAAACUUGGAAUAAGCUGCUGAAUUAUAUUUGGAAAAGCCCUGUUGAGCCCAAGAUUCAAUGUUUGAAGUGGUUGGUUUUGCUUGAUAGACUUUCGAUUAAAAGAGAUAAUCAGUCUUCUGAUAUUUGUAAUAUUUGCAAAUUGCCUGAUACAGGUAGACACAUUUUAUUUGAUUGUCUUUUUGCUAAAGAAAUAUGGAGACUUUUUGGCAUUGUUUAUCCUAUUAAUGUCAACAUUCUUCAGAUUGUUAUUGGUUACAUUAAUGGCAUUAUUAAAGAUGCUAAUGUUUUUUGGAAUAUUCUUUCCUCUAACAUUCUUUGGCAGAUCUGGAAAUGCAGGAAUGAGGAAAAAGAUCAAGGUAAGCCAAGAGAUCUUACUGAGUGUUUUCGUAAACUCACAUUUAUCAAAAUUUUCUUGCAGAUUCAAACCACCAUGAUAAUGGAGAAGGAAAAGCUGAGGAAAUUUCUCAAAGAUGGUCAAGCCACCUUCUUUUUGUAUGAGCUCAAGUAUGGUUACCAAUGGCGUAGGUCUCUGGAUGAUUUGAGAAUAUUUGAAAGCACUUGUUGGAGACUUAACCAGGUGAUAAAGCGGAACCAAAUUUCCAGGAAGGAGGAGACCUUUAUGCUAGCCCAGAUCCAGGAGAGGAAGAAUAUAGUUUGGAUGGAAGGCCCACAAGGUUGGACUGCGUGGGUGGAUACGUUCUUUGAUGUUCUUCACUAG